AUGGCGGCCGAACCCCCCCGACCGAAGCUUCUCUGGAACGCAGAAAACAUCAAGGACGUGGCCGAGUCGGUCGGCAUCAGCUCCCUCAACGACGAAGCCGUCAAGGCCCUCAGCCAGGACGUCGAGUACCGCAUCGGCCAGGUCAUCAUCGAGGCCUUGCGCCUGAUGCGCGCCGCCCGCCGCACCACCCUGACCGUCAACGACGUGUCGCUCGCCCUCAAGGUCCUCGACGUCGAGCCCCUGUACGGCUACGAUUCCACGCGCCCGCUGCGCUACGGCGAGGCCAGCCUGGGCCCUGGCCAGCCCUUGUUCUACAUUGAGGACGAGGAGGUGGAUUUCGAAAAGCUCAUCAACGCGCCUCUUCCAAAGGUGCCGCGCGACAUGAGCUUUACAGCGCACUGGCUCGCGAUAGAAGGCGUUCAGCCGUCCAUCCCGCAGAACCCCACGACUGCCGAGUCGAGAUCGCAGGAGAUGCUGCCCAAGGGCCCCGGGGCCAACCCCGCCCUUGCUGCCCUCGCGGGCAACGACAACGUCGCCAUCAAGCCCUCGGUCAAGCACAUUGUCAGCAAGGAGCUCAUCCUGUACUUUGACAAGAUCCAGGCCGCCAUCCUCGACGACAACCCCGACGAGGAGGUCGUCCGCCUGCGCCAAGCCGCCCUGGGCUCGGUGCGCGACGACCCGGGCUUGCACCAGCUCGUGCCCUACUUUAUCAACUUCGUCAUGGACCGGGUCACGCACCACCUCGACGACACCUUCACCCUCAAGCAGAUGAUGGAGCUCACCAACGCCAUCAUCCAGAACAGAAGCCUCUUCCUGGACCCCUACGCCAGCUCGCUCUCCGCGCCCGCCCUGACCUGCCUCAUGGCCAGGAAGCUCGGCACCGACGACGGCAUAGACGCCGUCAGGGAUCAGUACGAGCUGCGCCAGCUCGCCGCCUCGCUCGUCGGCCGCAUCGCGCGCAAGUACGCCUCGUCCAACUCCCUCCUGCGGCCCAAGCUCACGCGCACCUGCCUCAAGUAUUUCCUGGACCCUACCAAACCCCCCGCCGUGCUCUACGGCGCCAUAUACGGUCUUUUGGAGGCCGGCGGCCCGGAAGCCAUCCGCGUGCUCGUGCUGCGCAACCUCCGGACCUUUGACUCGGCCAUUCUGCAGCCCCUCAAGGAAAAGUCGGAAGGCAGCAUCGAGUACGAGAUGCUGGUGCAGGGUCUGGUGCAGGCCGUGGCUUCGCUGGGCCAGCCCGGAGAGCUCAUUGACGCCGGCUCGGCCACGAAUGGCGUCAACGGAGCCGCCUCAGACGGCGAGCUGUCUGAACUGAACGACUUUCUCGGUCCCAUUGUAGGGAGAAGGGUUGCGGCGUCGGCAGAUCGCGCCUUGGUGAGGACGCUUCUCGACGCCCGGUUGCUGGAGUAA
This is a messenger RNA of Ustilaginoidea virens, 1410 nucleotides long. RefSeq lists its product as uncharacterized. Gene Ontology annotation, biological process: transcription initiation at RNA polymerase II promoter; RNA polymerase II preinitiation complex assembly. The coding region runs from base 1 to 1410 and encodes 469 amino acids. The transcript has 2 exons. Lineage: Eukaryota; Fungi; Ascomycota; Sordariomycetes; Hypocreales; Clavicipitaceae. The record is from RefSeq and is a predicted model, not a curated record. Gene Ontology annotation, cellular component: transcription factor TFIID complex; SLIK (SAGA-like) complex; SAGA complex. Gene Ontology annotation, molecular function: RNA polymerase II general transcription initiation factor activity; protein heterodimerization activity; transcription coactivator activity.